Molecule: messenger RNA, 1017 nt
Organism: Cladophialophora carrionii CBS 160.54
Lineage: Eukaryota; Fungi; Ascomycota; Eurotiomycetes; Chaetothyriales; Herpotrichiellaceae
Exons: 2
Coding region: 1-1017 (338 amino acids)
Source: RefSeq, a predicted model, not a curated record
AUGUCGACUCAGGGUAGCAAAAAUGUUGCGGGAGCGUUGAUUUUCUUCGCCUACAUUGUUGCGGGGCUCGUACUGACGGGGGUGAUAUGUCGGGACUUGAUCAUCAUGUACGACUGCUUCUCGAGGCAGAAAAGGAAGGACGUCCAAGCCUCCAGGAGGGACAGCGGACGAACAAAACGCGGCACACAGUCUCGGGUCUCGAUUCUUGCAGCUCUUUCGGCCCUCAGCUUCGCCGUUCUAUCUUACCACAUGUUGAACUUCCUCAUUCAGUCAUAUCAGUCGUGGGCUCCCUCAGAAUCCCUAAGCGAUGUCACCUUUUCGAAGAUCUGGAAAUGGUCGAUCGAGUCGCGGCUCUUUCGAGAUUUUGCGGAAUCCAUCAUCAACGAUCCUUAUCGGUUCUGGUGGACGAACGUGGCUUUGGCUUAUUCUCUCGGGUGGAAUGUAUACAUGACCAUCGAAGGCUUCCGUAACAGUUUCCCCCAUCUUUGGGCAUAUUUCUUGUUGGAUCAGAUCCUGCCCGUGUCGUUCACGCAAAAUAUGUUUCUCCUUGCCGUCCACCUCCAGGAUGAUAAGAAACAUGCAGAGAUGAGAGCGCUGGACCCUCCUUCAGCAGUGAUGCAAGUGCUGCUGGUAUGCACAUAUUUCGCUGUCCUCGCAACUGCUUCUAUCACGGUGGGGUCCGGCUGGUUCAUCUGGGUCCUCCUAGCCACGAGGGCGCUCCUUUUUGCCCCCUUUCUCGUUCUCCGACCACGAAUCGUACGCUCGGGAGCUAGUAUCCAGCACCAGGAUGUCUCCUCCUCAGCGAACCAUGUCCCGCGACACCAAGCCAAGUGGGCGCUGGCAGUGAUUUCCGGGUAUAUGGCGCUGCAGCUCGCACAAGGGUUUCUUACCCUGCCGUCCUCGAUCACCGCCGUCUUAUCCGUCUUGCACGACAACCCAGCGGUAAGCACACUGGGAUAUGACCUCCUUAUUGGUAUCUCCAGCCUCAGCAUCUCCGGGCUCAGUGGUUAUCAAUAA